AUGCCGAUGCUGGAGCUCAUCAUCGAUGUUGUGAACUGGUGGAAUGGUGUCAACAAAAUAAAAGCAAACCUCAAAAAGAAUCCAGAUGCCAUCAAGCUUGGCGUCUUGUCAGCCGCGGGAAUCAACUUCCCUGCACUUUUUGACCCGGUUCAGACCCAUCCCGGCGUCGUCAUUGCCGCCAUUGCUGCGAGAUCGAAAGCGAAAGCAGAAGCGCAAGUUGCCAAAUACAAAUUAGACGCAGUCAAAGUGUACGAUUCCUAUGAAGAGGUCCUCAAGGAUCCCGAAAUCGAUGCUGUCUAUGUCCCUCUUCCCAAUGGCCUACAUCAUAAAUGGGCAUUAAACGCCUUGAGAGCGGGUAAACAUGUGCUGAUCGAGAAGCCUAUUGCGUCCAAUGCUGCUGAAGCCAAAGAGAUUCAGGAUUGCGCAAACGAAACUGGCAAAAUUGCUCUGGAGGCUUAUCACUGGCGAUUUCACCCUGCCGCUCAUCGGGUGAAAGAGAUCAUCGAAAGCGGGAAAUAUGGCCAUCUCACGGGCGUCUUUUCAAAGAUGAUUCUACCUCCUGGAACUCUAGUCACUAAUGACAUCCGAUUAAACUACGAGCUGGGAGGCGGAGCUUCCAUGGAUCUUUGCUAUGUUCUUUCCUCGUCUUUGUACUGGGCUGCCGCUCCCAACGAUGUAAAAGGGACCAGUUUUGAAGUCCUUUCAACGAAGCCUCAGCUCAGUAAGCGCGACAAUCGAAUUGAUGAAAACAUGGACACCACCAUUACGAUCACCAACGCCGACAGCACCAGGCCGCCAGUCAAGUGUACCACUGUCUCUAAACUGGUACCACCUAAGCUCCUGGGCUUCAUACCACAGAUGUGGGCCUUUGUCACGCCGUUUAUUGGACAUAAGAUCAUCGUGACCGACAAGAGCGGCAAGAAAACAACUGAGUCGUGCUAUACAGGCGGUCCUCUAUGGGGUGAGAGGGGUGAACCUUGGUGGACAUCGUACAGGUAUCAGCUCGAAGGGUUUGUCGAUCGUAUCAAAGCGGCCAAAAACCAAGAGAAGUAUGAUGGACCGUGGGUUGAUUUGGAUGAAAGUGUUAAGCUUAUGGAAAUGGUGGAUGCUGUCUAUGAGAAGUCCGGGAUGCCAAAGCGUGGCGUGGAGUGA
This is a messenger RNA of Trichoderma breve, 1152 nucleotides long. RefSeq names its product oxidoreductase family, NAD-binding rossmann fold domain-containing protein. Lineage: Eukaryota; Fungi; Ascomycota; Sordariomycetes; Hypocreales; Hypocreaceae. The transcript has 3 exons. The record is from RefSeq and is a predicted model, not a curated record. Gene Ontology annotation, molecular function: nucleotide binding. The coding region runs from base 1 to 1152 and encodes 383 amino acids.